CCCCUGCGCAACUCUGAGAAACAUACAGGAGAGGGUUCCUGAUUUUACAGUUACAUACAUAUAUAUUCUCCAGAGGCAAUACCAUCAGUGGCUCCUGCUGCUGGCUCAAGAUGCUGUUUACUCUGGGACUUCUCCUCCUUCUCACCCCAUUUCCCUCCUUACAAAGCCCGACCAACGAGAGGAAAAACUCCACAGGAAGCGAUGUGCCCAAAGCCAACGCCGUUUUCACCCUUUCAAAACCAAAGACCGCUUCUACUCUCCCCAAACAGACCAUUCGCCCCAACCUGAAACCAAACAGAGUCGAUCAGACUGUUCUACCGACGCCCGCCUCCAACCAAAAGUCUCUGACCUUUAAUGCUACAGUAAACACCAAAAGCAAAGCCAGCCCGGCAGUAAUUCAAACUGUGGCAGCCAGUGGCACAAUCACCAACAAAGAAAAGCACACAGUCACAGCCAAUCAGACACUUUCAGCUAAGGCUCCUUCAGCCGGUGAAGUGAAGGCCAGCAAAGACAAGCCGGCCCCCACGGGAGCUCCAAAUGUUCCCUCAGCAUCCACAAAGUCUGCGCCAGCCAGCGGUGCUAAAACCCCCAAAGAAAAACUCCAGCCUUCGGUCAAUCAGACUGUUUCAGUAAAAUCUCCUUCAGCCACUGAUGGGAAGGUUACCAAAGACAAGCCUGCCCCCACCGUAGUUCUAAACGUUCAGUCAACAUCCUCAAAGUCGGCUUCUGCCAGUGGCGCUAAAACCACCAAAAACAAGCCCACAGCCUCUGUCAAUCAGACGAUUGAAGCCAAGUAUCCCUCCACCGGUAAUGUGAAAAACUCCAAAGACAAGCCCGCCCCAACUGCGGUUCAAACUGCUCCGUCAACACCAACAAAGCCAGCUACUGCCAGUGGUUCUGCAGCCGACAAAGACAAAAUCACAGCCUCGGCCACCAACAAAGAGAAGUCUGCCCCUUCUCGACCAUUCAAGGUGGUGAUCAGUGACGGCUGCGACUCGAACAAAGCCAAGGAGCAGGAGGUGAAGCUGAUGCCUGGCACUCCCCUGGUGAUGACACAUAAGAUAAGCUUGGUGCCCGGUGGGUGCGAUGGGGCAUGUGAGACUGAGAUGGAUGCACUGAAAGGACGAGUGGCCCGACUGGAGCGUGAGAUGUCCCUCUUAAAAGACAAAUGUCCAUGUUCUGCAAAUUGUCCAGAUGACUGUAGCGGUAAUGGUGAAUGUGAGAAGGGGAAAUGUGUCUGUCAUCAGGGGUUCAUGGGUCCAGACUGCGCUAAGUGUGCCCAAGGGACAGAGUGUCAUAAAAGCUGCCAAAGGAAAGGCCAAGGAGACAGUGGAGACAGUGGAGACAGUGACCCAGCAGAAAAAGGACCAGAAGAAGGAGAGUGA
Messenger RNA from Platichthys flesus (European flounder), 1385 nucleotides. Its product is annotated as proteoglycan 4-like. Bases 111 to 1385 code for a protein of 424 amino acids. The record is from RefSeq and is a predicted model, not a curated record. NCBI's taxonomy places the organism in Eukaryota, Metazoa, Chordata, Actinopteri, Pleuronectiformes, Pleuronectidae. The transcript is spliced from 3 exons.